GUUUAUUUCAAAGUUCGCUUAAGCUUAAUCCAAAUUGCUAACUAGAAGAUUUAUCUGUUAUCCUUUAUAAUGAUAAAUGAUACAAAUAAGAAUGCUUUAGCCCCAAAAGGUCUCCCUAGGGAGCAACAUCUGCCCAAUCAGAAAGUUGCAAAGCAAUGAGCCGGCAAAGUCUUCCUCCUUUCCUUACAAAUUUCCUAAUUUGUUUCCAUGCUCAACUGCUAUCCAUUUCUGAAUUCAAAACUUGGAAAAUGUGAAAUUUCAGGUAGAUUAUAAGAGUCCGCUUUCUGUGUCCAAAUCCUUAAAUUGAUUAUACUGAGAAGAGUGUUCUGUGGAUUUUGAAGCUUUCAAAGUCCAAUUCUCUUCAUCUUCUUUUAUUUCAAAAUGGCUGCCAUUGUUUCACCAUUACUACUAUCAGCCUCUUUCAGAAAGACCUAUCUCAGAUUUUUGCCCAAUCAUGUAAAAAACCUUAAUCUUUAUCCAUCCAUUGCUCAAAAGAAACAAUCUUUUGUCAAGUCAAAGCCAUUCUUGUCAUUUCAAACUGUUAAUUUUCCAAGCUGUAAUCCUUUAUCGGCUGCUCCCUUCACUACAACUAGAGCUUCUUCUUCACAUGGAUUUCUUAAUUCAGCUGAAGAUGAAGAGAUAUUGCCGUCCUUUGAGGAAAAGCCAGUUAAGUUUCUAUUUUGGGUCGUAUUUUGGGCAUCUGUUUCUCUUGCUUGGUUUGCAGUUUCUAGGGAUGCUAAUGCAGCUGUUGAUUCCAUCAAAGCUUCGAGCUUUGGGUUAAAGAUUGCUAAUUCUCUUCGAGGUCUAGGCUGGCCUGAUGAGGCUGUUGUGUUUGCUCUUGCUACACUUCCGGUGAUUGAGCUUCGCGGUGCUAUUCCUGUUGGUUACUGGAUGCAACUUAAGCCUCUGAUUUUAACAGUCUUAUCCGUUGCCGGGAAUAUGGUUCCUGUGCCUUUCAUUAUACUUUACUUGAAGAGAUUUGCCUCUUUUCUUGCUGGAAGGAACCAGUCAGCAUCUCGAUUCCUUGACAUGCUGUUUGAGAAUGCCAAACAGAAAGCUGACCCCGUGGAAGAGUUUCAGUGGCUUGGGCUGAUGCUUUUUGUAGCUGUUCCUUUCCCUGGAACUGGAGCAUGGACUGGUGCCAUCAUAGCUUCUAUUCUUGAUAUGCCAUUCUGGCCAGCUGUAUCAGCAAAUUUUCUUGGUGUUGUAUUGGCUGGACUCCUGGUAAAUUUACUGGUCAACCUUGGACUGAAGUAUGCCAUUAUUACGGGUAUUAUCCUCUUUUUGAUAUCCACUUUCAUGUGGAGUGUCCUUCGAAAUAUUAGGAAGUCUUUGAGCUCCUCAAAGUGAUGUCUGUCAGUAGAUCAGAUCACAAACACCUCUCAAGAGCAGUCAACUUACAGUUUAUAAUUGGUAGAUUCUGUCAUUUGGAAGUUGGUAGCACAGUUUGUUUCCAUAGGUUGCAACCUUUCAUUUAAUGCGGGGAGUUGAUUUUCACUGAUUGUACUGCAAAAGAUCUACUAAAUUACUCAGUUUUUUUUUAAUGUAAUUUCUCAGCCAUUUAGGUCUAUUUGAUGUUCUUGAGACAGGAAAGAUAUAAAAGUAACCAAUUCUCUACUAGGGAGAUUUUAGCUUCCAUGAAUUGAUGAUGCAAAUGCAAAUGUACCUCUUUUUGGAAAUCAAAUUUCUGGCCUUAUUUCUGCA
Molecule: messenger RNA, 1704 nt
Organism: Ricinus communis (castor bean)
Lineage: Eukaryota; Viridiplantae; Streptophyta; Magnoliopsida; Malpighiales; Euphorbiaceae
Exons: 2
Coding region: 382-1350 (322 amino acids)
Cellular component (GO): chloroplast
Source: RefSeq, a predicted model, not a curated record